Molecule: messenger RNA, 2580 nt
Organism: Pelodiscus sinensis (Chinese soft-shelled turtle)
Lineage: Eukaryota; Metazoa; Chordata; Testudines; Trionychidae
Source: RefSeq, a predicted model, not a curated record
CGCUUGGCUCGGCCCGGGGCGCUCUCCCGAGCCCGCGCUGCAGGCAUGUGGCGCGUGCCCCCUGCAGCCGAGCCCUGCGCAGCGCCUCGCUCUCGUGGUCUCGCGGCCGAGAGCUGCUGCGCUGCGCACUCCCGCUGCCCUGGGCGCAUGCGCGAGGUUUGAACGCGGCGGCGGGAUCUGCGAUGUCGCGUGGGCGCGGGCAGAUACAAAGACCAAAAAGAAAGUAACUGCAGAAUGUUGGCUCUCACAAGAUGACAGUUCAAUUCUGCCCUUUUCUUCCAGUAGUGAUGAAGAAUUUGAAAUAUUUUUAUCUAGAAUGAAGACUCAGAAAUCCCUAACACACAAAGUCUCCAAGAAAAAAAAAAGCAGUUUGAAUGAAAUCAUUGUUGACUCUGUGGAAGACUACUUCUCUGAUUUUACAAGAAAGAAUGACAUAAGUAGGAAGGCAAUGAAGAAUGUUCAGAUCCAGAACACACCAGUGACAUCUGGAAAGGAAAAGACUUGCUCUCAGGAAUGGGUGUAUCCAGAGAUUUUAAGUGACAGUAAUGAUGAUUCUGUUUUCAUAAAAAGUUCAUGGUCUGACCACUGCCAAGAAAAUGAAGCGAGAGGCUUGAAAAACAAUCUGCAUCACAUACCACAAGCUCCUUCACAAAAACAGAAGGAACUUGAUGUUUCCCAAUAUAGUCCAGAUUCAUCUCUUGAUGGGAAAAAACAAGAUCAGGAAAAGUAUGCAGGGAGCCACACACAGAUCUUGGCACUCCAAUGUAGUGCUGUGUUAGAACCAGACAGCUCAGAAGAUGAAUUUGAAUCUUUAAUAGAACGGAUAAAGAACAGAAGAAUACCACUAACUCCAAGUUUAACUGCAAACAAAAUCACUGCAUCCCAAUCAGCCAACACAGAACAGGAAAACAUCAAGCUUCCCUGUGACAGUGCACAACACUCUGUUAGGAAAAAGAGAAUUGUGACAUCAAAAUCAGAAUCCUCUUCAUCUAAAGAAACACCUUCCAGUGUAAUGCCUUCUCUGAGGAUUCCUAAGAGCAAAUCAGUCUCUAGUAUACAUUCAUCUGAGACAGAGGAAAGUUGGAAUCACUGUGGAGUACCAGGCUGUUUCUUACAAGAGCUGUCAAACCCAGCAUCCCAAUAUGUGAGAACUUUCAGGAAGAAGAAGGAGGAGUUGGCACAGAAGCUCUACACCCUUUAUAACUGUACCAUCUUUGAGCAAAAGUUGCCAGAGAAAAUGGAAAUCAUCUGGAACAAAAAGAUGCGGAAGACAGCUGGAUACUGUGUGACUGGACAAACAAAAAGUCCAGAGAUACAACGCUAUGCUCGGAUAGAGCUCUCAGAGAAAGUCUGUGACUCUCAAGACCGGCUUCGAGACACAUUGAUCCAUGAGAUUUGCCAUGCAGCCACGUGGGUAAUCAAUGGAAUUCGAGAUGGCCAUGGACAGUUUUGGAGAUUCUAUGCUAAGAAAUCAACUGUGGUUCAUCCAGAGUUGCCAGUGGUGACACAGUGCCACAACUAUGAGAUUAAAUACAAGUUCACUUAUCAGUGUUCUCUGUGCAAAACCACGAUUGGGCGCCAUUCCAAGUCACUGGACACAGAACGCUUUGUUUGUGCAUACUGUAAGGGACCUUUGGUCCUGUGCCAACCAACACGGAAGGAUGGUACUCCUGCUAGAGCACUGCUAACACCAUUUGCAAAAUAUGUGAAAGAAAACUAUGGGACUACUAAAAAAGAACAUUGUGGUCUGAGCCAUGCAGAUGUCAUGCAGAAGCUCAGUGCUGCAUUUGCUUUAAAGACUAGGAUCCUAGAUUCCUGAAUGCUUCUUGGGAUGUACAUGCUGGCCUUAUGCUUUGCAAUCAUUGUACCAUUAGAGAAAAUAGCUAGUUUUUGUCUGGUUAUCAAGAGCUAUGAAAAGUUUUUAAGCAUCUGCUGCUGUUCUGUGUUCCUCGGAUCAAUGCAUGCAUAAUCCCUUGCUGCUGUACUCAGAAGCAGGUGAAAUGCUCUUUAUGCCCAGGGAUUCCCAUCUGUUUUAAUUGUCCUCCAGCCACUGAUAUUUUUAAAAGUUAAAAUGGGAAGGAGAAAAAAGCGGGAGCAGACUAAUUGGGAGACUUUUUUUAACAAGUGUAUGAGAGAAACUGGAGGAAGCUGGCUCAGGAUCUUUAUUAGAACUUAAUCAAAUGCAUCCAUCACAAACUUAUGACUGAAACAGUUCUGUAAUGUAUCUUUUCUACACGGAUGAUUACAUCAGAGUUAUAAUAUUAAUUCUUGAAUUAUAAAGCUAGGUUUUGUCUCUUAUUGGUUAUGAUGAAUAAAGAUUGCCUUGAAACCUGGUAUACCUCCUGGCAAUGCUUGACGACUUAGUGAUCCACAUUUAAGGUAAUUUUGGAGAGGCAGCCAAUGCCUCACCUUAAAAAGAAAAACCCGCCUUUUUUGAGGUUCACAGAUUCUACCAACUUUAUGUACACAGCUAAGCAGCUAAUGAACUUAGUUGGUCAACAAUAAGAAAGCUACCUUAUUGAGGUUAGAGCAUGUAGGGACAAAGUGAGACAGGCUAAAAGUCAGGUAGAGUUGGACCUU